Brassica oleracea var. oleracea is the source of this 902-nucleotide messenger RNA. Its product is annotated as 60S ribosomal protein L12-2. Gene Ontology annotation, cellular component: cytosolic large ribosomal subunit; ribosome. NCBI's taxonomy places the organism in Eukaryota, Viridiplantae, Streptophyta, Magnoliopsida, Brassicales, Brassicaceae. Gene Ontology annotation, biological process: translation. Gene Ontology annotation, molecular function: structural constituent of ribosome; large ribosomal subunit rRNA binding. Bases 78 to 578 code for a protein of 166 amino acids. The record is from RefSeq and is a predicted model, not a curated record. The transcript has 2 exons.
ACCCUAAAAAUUCCAUUUGCCUUUGUGCGCCCCCUCACACUCUCUCAUUCCACACCAAAACCUAACAACAAACAACAAUGCCGCCGAAGUUGGACCCCAGCCAGAUCGUCGACGUCUACGUCCGCGUCACCGGCGGCGAAGUCGGAGCCGCGAGCUCCCUCGCCCCCAAGAUCGGACCCCUCGGUCUCGCCCCGAAGAAGAUCGGAGAAGACAUCGCCAAGGAGACCGCCAAGGAGUGGAAAGGCCUCCGCGUCACCGUCAAGCUAACGGUUCAGAACCGUCAGGCGAAAGUCACGGUGGUUCCGUCCGCCGCGGCGCUCGUCAUCAAGGCGUUGAAGGAGCCGGAGAGGGACCGUAAGAAGGUGAAGAACAUCAAGCACAACGGGAACAUUUCGUUUGACGAUGUGGUUGAGAUCGCGAGGAUCAUGAGGCCGAGAUCGAUUGCCAAGGAGCUGAGUGGGACCGUGAGGGAGAUUCUCGGGACGUGUGUGUCUGUUGGGUGUACUGUUGAUGGGAAGGACCCCAAGGAUCUCCAGCAGGAGAUUCAGGAGGGUGAGAUUGACAUCCCUGAGAACUAAUCUUACAGGAAAUCAUUGAGCUCGGGAAGUUAUUUGUUGCUUGAAGCAGUGUCAUGUAACAUACUCUUGCUCAUUUCUCGUACUGUUGAAAAUUCUUCUAAAUUGGUUGUUUUCUCUGUAGCUUUUUUUUGGUUAACAAAAAAAUAGUUAUAUACGUAAACGAUAGUAAACGAUAAUAUACGUGAGCCGAUUGUUUUGUCAAUGUAACACACGACCACAAAGUUGUUUAUUUUCCAUGUAAACAACUUGGUGUCGGAGAGGCUGUUUCCACCAAUCUCUUGUAUUUGAAGUAUAUAAAUAAAACUCCUUGCAAUGCUUUUAUUA